Molecule: messenger RNA, 1398 nt
Organism: Naegleria lovaniensis
Lineage: Eukaryota; Heterolobosea; Eutetramitea; Acrasida; Naegleriidae
Exons: 2
Coding region: 1-1398 (465 amino acids)
Biological process (GO): DNA damage response
Cellular component (GO): nucleus; cytoplasm
Molecular function (GO): phosphatase activity
Source: RefSeq, a predicted model, not a curated record
AUGUCCUCCAUUCCCUCAAACACUAAAUCUCUCACUCCACAAGAUCGCCAACAUCUCACCACAUGGGAAAAUCAUCACGACGAUGGCUCGGAGUUGAUUGGACUCGAUGGAGGAUUUACCUACAUUUCCAUCGUCGAAAGACUUCCCAAAAUAUUACAAAGUAUGAUGGAUUCAAAUCGUGAGGAUGAGAAUUUAUUAAAAUCGGAACAAGGUUUGAAAAUGAUUGAAAAAUUGAACGAGUUGAAACACGAGUUGGAGAAGGGAGAUGUUUGUACCAAAUUUAGAAUUGGAACAUGUUCUUCAUCAUUGCUUUUAUAUGAUGAAGAAAAUUGUAGAGAUUUGAAGGAAUGGAAGGAAUAUGAAGAGAAAUUUGGAGUUUCCGUAAAGACUUGGCUUGAGAUGUCCUGGUUUUUUGUUGAAAAUUACUUUUACAGAUUAAUUUUAGACAUUACCGAUUAUUGGAAAAAGGGGUCACCAUUCUAUCAAUGGGAUCCUUUUGCAAGACAAAAGCAAAAAUCUCUAGAUAUUGUAUUUGCCAAAAACAAGGAGACUCAACAAAGUGUUGCUGAUCAAUUUUCACAAUUAUUGAAUGAAUUACCAAGUCAUGAUGACUUGACAAAACAAAUGGAUCUCAUGCGAGAAGUCAUUGUUCUCAGUCUAUGGGGAAAUCAAGCUGAUUUGAGUUUGAGCACUGGACUCCACUGCAGUGAAGAGAGUUUUAAAAAAGUUUUGGAAGAAAAUAUAAUUUCUAAUGACUUGUCUCAAGUGAUGAAGGUUUUACAUCGAUUGAAAACAAAUGGAAAACAAAGUAUUGCCAUUAUUUUAGAUAAUUGUGGUUUGGAAUUAGUGAGUGACUUGUAUUUGGCUGAUACUCUGAUUCGAUUAGGAUUUUGCGAAAGUGUGACCUUCUUUUCUAAAUAUCAACCUGUGUUUGUGAGUGACGUGACAGAAAGAGAUUUUCGAAUGACGAUUCAACAAUUGCAAGAGAAAGAUUCUUUGGUUCAAGUUUUUGGAGAUCGAUUUUCCAAAUAUUUAAACGAAACAAAGCAAUGGAAAUUAAUGUCUCAUCCCUUCUUCACAUCACCUCUUCAAUACACUCACAUUCCUGAAGACUUGGCAUUGGAAUUGAAACAACACGAUUUUAUUUUCAUGAAAGGAGAUGCCAAUUAUAGAAGAACUCUCAAUGAUGCCAAAUUGCCACUUCAGCAAGAUUUCAAUGAAACGUUACAAUAUUUUCCAUACAAGAAUGGAUUGUGUUGUUUGAGAACGAUUAAAUCGUACUCGUUGAUUGGAAUUAAAGAUUUUGAGAAACUUGCAACAAUAUCAGAACAACAUUCGAAUUGGAGGUACAGUGGCGAUUUUGGUGUGGUACAAGUGUCACUCAGAGAGCAACAAUAA